Myripristis murdjan (pinecone soldierfish) is the source of this 3287-nucleotide messenger RNA. It is a transcript of the gene akap10, whose product is annotated as A kinase (PRKA) anchor protein 10. The record is from RefSeq and is a predicted model, not a curated record. Gene Ontology annotation, biological process: intracellular protein localization. The transcript is spliced from 15 exons. Gene Ontology annotation, cellular component: plasma membrane; mitochondrion. Gene Ontology annotation, molecular function: protein kinase A binding. Lineage: Eukaryota; Metazoa; Chordata; Actinopteri; Holocentriformes; Holocentridae. Bases 194 to 2062 code for a protein of 622 amino acids.
CCUUUAUUGACAAUAUGGCGGCUGAACUGCUUCUAGAUUUGGAGAAAAUUGUAAUUUGACAGCUCCCGCUCGGCUGCAACUAGACAGUUUUGCCUCGGAAGUGUAUAUAACCGUUGCAUUUGAAUGAAGGGACUCGCAAAACCACGGAAUGGUGUCACUGAGCUGAAGAAACAUUUAGAGAGUGAAAAUCGUCAUGUCGUUUUUCAAGAGAAAAGCCAAAGGCAAAGAACCUGAGAGGCUGGAAGAUGCAAAAGUCAAUAGAGCUCCAGCUCCAGUCAGCCCUCACUCUCCAUCACUCGGACUGAGAAACCACCAUGCCAUUCAGGAAGCCGCCGGGCCCAGCCAUGUGGCCAUCAACGCUAUCUCCGCCAACAUGGACUCCUUCGCCCGUGGCCGUACUGCCAUCCUCAAGAAACAGCCAAGCCACAUGGAGGCGGCACACUUUGGCGAUCUUGGGCGCUCCAGUGUGAACUAUUUGCCUCAGGAGACCCGGUCUCGACUGUCCAAGACUGUGGACCAGAUCCUUCGAGACAACGUGGCUAUGCCCUACUACAUCCAGUUUAUGGAGCUGCAGGGUGCUGACCAUCUGGUUCGCUUCUGGCAGGAGGCUGAGAGUUUCCGCUCCACCAGCUGGUCGCGGGUCCGAGCACACAGCCUCAACUCAGUCAAACACAGCUCCCUGGCUGAGCCCGUCCCCACCUCCCUGGACGGCACAGAGCACCCUGAGGUCCCCCAACACUCGCCUGGUGCAGCCCCGACCCCUCACCAGCAGGGUGGUAGCAGUGAAAGCACCACUGUGCGGCUGGAGCACCGGGACUCCGUCAGCACAGAGGCAACCCAGAGACCUGGCACCCCUCGAGCAGACACUCCCAGCAAGCAGCCGUCCUCAAGGACAGGAACUCCCUUCAAGCAGCAGGCAAACAACACGCUGAGAGACCUCUCUGACAAACUCAUGAAGAGUAUAGAGAGAGAUGCAGUGAACAUCUUUACCAAGUAUAUCUCUCCAGAUGCUGCACGGCCCAUCCCCAUCACUGAACAGAACAGAAACGACAUAGUUGCUAAGAUAUGUGGAGAGGAUGGGCUGGUGGACCCAAACUGCUUUGUCAUUGCACAGUCGGUAGUCUUCGCCAUACUGGAGCAACAGCACUUUAGUGAAUUCCUACGGAGCCAUCAUUUUUGUAAAUACCAGAUUGAAGUGUUGACUAGCGGCUCUGUGUUUCUGGCGGACAUCUUGUUCUGCGAGUCGGCUCUCUUCUAUUUCUCUGAGUAUAUGGAGAAGGAGGAGGCAGUGAAUAUACUCCAGUUCUGGCUGGCAGCUGACAACUUCCAGGACCAGCUAGCAGCUAAAAAGGGCCAAUACGAUGGCCAGGAGGCCCAAAAUGAUGCCAUGAUCCUCUAUGACAAGUACUUCUCACUCCAGGCCACCAACCCUCUGGGCUUUGGCGACUCGGUGCGGAUGGAGAUAGAGUCCAACAUCUGCCGAGAGGGUGGGCCCCUCCCUGACUGUUUCACUACUCCCCUCAGACAGGCCUGGACAACUAUGGAGAAGGUCUACAUGCCGGGCUUCCUGUCCAGUAACCUUUACUACAAAUACCUGAAUGACCUCAUCAACUCAGUGCGGGAGGACGAGUUUGUGAAUGCCAGCACUCCGGGUCAGAGCACGCCUGCAGACAGUGACCGAUCAGCUUCAAAUUCUGGCGAGGGCUCUCAGACUCAGCAGGGUACCAAAAGGGCAGCGGUGAAGAUCCUGAAAAACUUUGACGAGGCGAUCACAGUAGACGUUGCCAGUCUGGACCCAGAGUCCUUGUACCAGCGGCCAUAUGCCGGGAGGAUGACAUUUGGGAAGGUGAAUGAGCUGGGCCAGUUCAUCAGAGAGGCUGAGCCAGAGCCGGAUGUGAAGAAAUCCAAAGGUUCCAUGUUUUCACAAGCCAUGAAGAAGUGGGUCCAAGGCAACUCAGAUGAGGCCCAGGAGGAGAUGGCGUGGAAAAUCGCCAAGAUGAUUGUCAAUGAUGUCGUCCACCAGGCAAACCAUGACAGCCCUGGCAAGGCCACCAAGUUAUGACCCCGCUGAGGAACCAAAUGACUGUCACUCCCUCCCUGCGCUGGCCAAGCCAGUGAUGGACUGUACACAGGGCUCACCCUGCAACGAACUGCAUUACUCUGAGGAACGAACAAGGCAUUUUAUCACCUCCCUAGUCACCGUGUGUGUGUGGGUGUGAGAGUGUGUGUGGCUGGCUGACUGACUGGCUGUGUGCAUGGGCAAGUGAUUGUGUACGCGUGGACUAAUGGAAAACUUGAAGUACUUCAUCGUUCCAAUCUUCCAACUCCAUAACACUAUGAAGGUACAUGUGUGGAUGCCCAAAGCAAAGCAACAGUCAAACGCUUGCAGAGUGGCAUCAGGCUUCAAGAAUCACUCUCUGGGAAGAAAAGACUCAAAAUGACGCAGAGAAAAAGCUGACAUGAGGAGCAGCAUGCCAGCACCAGCACUGCAUCGCUGUGGCCAUGCUGUCUAGUAAAAGGAUGAUAUUUGGGACCUAUAGUAGAAGACUGAGUUAUCCGCACUCCCUUAUUGCACAUCCUCUCCUUGCCCCCUGCCCGCCUUUUUAUAUCCAUUCCUUGUUUUUAAAUGGUGUUCUCCUCAAUGGGCCAGCCAAAUUAUGUGUAACCGGAUGAAAAUCAUCAGUUCGGAGCGUUGUACAGUUUUUGCAAAUGCACACCGCUUUCCCCUGCCUGCCUGGAGAAUUUUUGUCAGCCGGUCACUUAUGUGAGCUGUCUUUCCUUGGCCAUUUACUUACUGUAGAGCAUUUGGAAAUGUGAUAGUGAAACUGGAAAGGACCUGAUUCCUGUCCCGGUCUGGCCAACCGCCUGUAGCAACCUCCUGGCACCUUGUCUAGACUUUACAGAGCGUAGAAGAAGAUAUACUCCCUAAUGAACUUAAGAAGUGCUACAGUUGUAAUGGAAACUCCAGGCUCCAUGUCCUAAAUGUUCUAUAUAUGUAUGUAGAUUUCUGGUUUACCCCAUAUAUUAACGUUAGUCCUUUUUUAUGGUGAUUGUUGUCCUUUUUUUGUAUGCAUCAUUGAAGAGAAUUUCAGUGACGACAGUUCAACUGGAAAGUGUACUCAGUGAAUAUAACAGUUUUAUUUUUGAGCCUUACUGAGCUGAGAUGUGGAAAGUAACCAGAAAGACUUUUGGUACUAUGUACCACUAAUGUUUUCUGACAUGUAUGUGUGCUUAAUCUAUAAUAUAUUUAAAUUGUGUUCAUUUAAAUACAUAUACUAUGAAAUGCU